This is a messenger RNA of Fusarium sp. VM40, 798 nucleotides long. Lineage: Eukaryota; Fungi; Ascomycota; Sordariomycetes; Hypocreales; Nectriaceae. The record is from the annotation of a GenBank genome assembly.
AUGGAGAUCAGUAAAAAUCGCAGUAGUGGUACCAAUGGAUCGAACGUACUGGCCAAGUGGCGACGACGUUCCCUUGUUCCACCAACAUGGGAAACCUCGGUUCGUCUGGUUGAAGUGAAGGAGUCUGCGGCUGCUGGCAGCGCUCUGGCCCAGGCCUUUGCGACUGACGCUAUGAGCCAGUAUGUGCUCGAUGGGGACGACAUGGCCGAUUACUCAGACGAACAGAUAUGGAAGCUCCAUGUUGACUAUAUGACUUAUAUGGUUGCAGCACACUGCUAUAAAGGAGUUGUGACUGCUAUUGGGUCAGAUUAUGAUGCUUUAGCUCUCUGGCUUGCUCCGGGCCAACAGAUGGAUGACUGGUGGACUAGUCUUCGUAGCGGUAUGUGGAAACUAUACUACCAGUUGUCAGCUGAAGGGCGGAGACGAUACUAUGACGAGAUGCUGCCCGUCCUCGACCAGACGAAAGAAGAUAUCAUGGGCGAACGGAAUGAGGAGUGUUACUACCUCGUCUAUAUAGGCACAAAGCCUAACGCACAAGGCAGGGGUUAUGCCGGAAAGCUGAUUCGAGACAUGGUUACAAAGGCCGAUGCUGAACAGCGUCCUAUGUAUCUCGAGUCCAGCACCGAACGUAACAACGGCUACUACGCCAAGUUCGGUUUCGAGGUCAAACAUCACGUUGUGUUCGAGGGCGGACCGGAGCCCAUCACGAUGUGGAUCAUGGUUCGCGAGCCUCAGACUCCACGACCUGCUUGCAGCUCUGUCGUCGUUUCUGCCGUCAGCAGUGCCGUCAAGUUCUAG